AUGGCCUCGACGCCUUCGUCUGCACCGAGCUGGCACAAGAUCCAGAUCCCGCGACCUCUCCAGCGACUGUUCGACCGCUUCCCGCUGCGGACUUACGAGCCCAAUGACCUCCCCCAACGGUCACAGCAGCUCACUUCAAGUGACGUUGCCACCCUUUAUGUGUUUUCUACAGAUGAGGAUGCCCGGAUAGGCGCGCCGAGCUUCAACCCGGGCUGCCUCAAGUGGCAGACCCUCCUCCGACUCACCAACCUCCAAUUCCGCAUCCUCCCAUCCACAAACCACGCCUCGCCGACGGGGUCCCUUCCGUUCCUCCUCCCGCCGCGCACAUCAUCAUCACCCACCUCCUCCUCUCCCCCCAUCCCCGCCGACAAACUCCUCUCCUACGCCGCCCAGAAAUCCACCACCACCACCAACAGCCCCUCCCCUACUACUACUACUACUACAGCAAAACCCCCAUCACCAAAAAAAUCAGAAGCCUACUCUUCGCUAAUCACCCUCUCCCUCCGCAACGCCUGGCUGCACGCGCUCUACCUCGACCGGUCCCGCACGGCCCUGCUUCGCGCGCUGUACAUCGCGCCGUGCUCCUCGUCGCGCGCCGUUCAGACGGCAUUGCUCUACCAGCUGCGCCGCGCCGCCGCAGAGCAGAUCCUGUCCUCGUCCGGUACGACCAAGGUCGGGACGGCAGUUGGUGGUGCUGGUGGUAGUAGUAGUGCGGACGCGAUCGACGAGGAAGGCGUGUACGCCGAGGCGUGGGACGCGCUGUGUGCGCUGGCCAGUUUGUUGGCGGAGAGCGAGACCGGUUGGUUCUUUGGGGCGGAGAAGCCCGGGACGUUUGAUGCGAGUCUGUUUGCUUAUACCCAUCUGAUGAUGGAAUAUAUGCCGGAGGGUUCGUCUACGGAGGAGGGGGAAGGGGGCAGGAUGGCGCUGGGAGCGAUGGUGAGGAAGGCUGGGAACGGAGAGCUGGCGAGGCAUAGGGAGAGGGUGUUGCAGGCUGCGUGGCCGGGGUGGGAGGGGAGGAGGGAGGGGGUUGAGAGCUCUUGA
Molecule: messenger RNA, 1041 nt
Organism: Chaetomium strumarium
Lineage: Eukaryota; Fungi; Ascomycota; Sordariomycetes; Sordariales; Chaetomiaceae
Exons: 2
Coding region: 1-1041 (346 amino acids)
Biological process (GO): mitochondrion organization
Cellular component (GO): cytoplasm; SAM complex
Source: RefSeq, a predicted model, not a curated record